AUGUCUCACGGUGGCCGUAAGAAGCAGUACCCCUCUGCGCUGGUGCUUUCUCCGACGAGAGAAUUGUCACUUCAGAUUGUGGAUCUUUCUACGAUGCCAAGAAAAGGUGAUCGCGUAACCGCUAUGUUCUCUGCGACAUUCCCCAAAGAUAUUCAAGUGCUCGCACAAGACUUUCUUAUGCCAAACUACGUAUUUUUGGCAGUGGGAAGAGUAGGAUCGACUUCAGAAAAUAUUAUGCAGAAGGUUGUCUGGGUGGAAGAGCAUGAGAAGCGCUCAUAUCUUAUGGACCUCCUUGACGCAGGCGGUCAAAACUCGCUGACGCUGGUAUUCGUCGAAACAAAGCGAGGAGCUUCUGAUCUUUCAUAUUAUCUGCAAACGACUGGAUACGAGGUGGUAGCGAUUCAUGGAGAUUUGAAACAGUUCGAACGAGAAAAACACUUGGAUUCGUUCAGAUCCGGUGUCACUCCUAUAAUGGUUGCUACAGCUGUCGCAGCGAGAGGUUUAGAUAUUCCAAAUGUGAAGCAUGUGAUUAAUUACGAUCUACCUGCUGAGAUUGAUGAAUAUGUGCAUCGUAUUGGUCGUACGGGACGUGUCGGAAAUAUAGGUCUUGCGACAUCGUUCUUCAAUGAAAAGAAUCGUAAUAUUGCGAGAGAUCUUAUGGAUUUGAUUGUUGAAGCGAAUCAAGAGCUCCCAGACUGGCUUGAGCGUGUCGCAGGCGAUGUGGCUCGAUUCGGAACUCGUAGCGGCGGCAGUCGUGGUGGUCGUGGAAGCGGUGGUCAGAAAUUCGGAGGUUCGUUUAUUAGCCCAGCUAGAGUUACUGUGCCUUAA
Molecule: messenger RNA, 828 nt
Organism: Cooperia oncophora
Lineage: Eukaryota; Metazoa; Nematoda; Chromadorea; Rhabditida; Trichostrongylidae
Source: the annotation of a GenBank genome assembly